AUGGAGUUUAAACAGUGGGUGGAGGAUCGAUACCGUCACCCUGUAGUGAUGGUGUUUGCGAGUCCAACCGUAGAGGCCGCCUCUCGCCGUAAUGGAUUAGACUUUAUUCAACUCCUACGGCCUUUCUCUGUUUACCCAAAAGAUCUCUACGCCCAUACAGGCGAUCGGGCAGAUGUUAUCACGGUACGCAACUUUGGUGUACGCCUCACACGGGCACAGUGUGUGCGGGAAGUUGGAAACGCACAACUUGUACGACACUUUCGACGAUUACUGCGGGAUAAUGCGGCGAUGGAAUUGGCAUAUGGAGAACAAUUGGAUCGUAGUAUGUCGUAUCUACUUAAGGACAGUACCUGUACAAAUAGUCAUCAUCAUCAUCAUAAUUCUAACGAUAAGCAUAGAAGUGGUAAUAAUAGUAGUAUUUGUAGUAGUAUUAGUAUUUGUAGUAAUUGUAGUGGUGGCGGUGUAGUGGAGGGACCACGUUUGCCUGCGCAGGCGGCAUCACAAUUGUUAGAACGCGCCCAUCCCUCUUGGCAUUCACAGUUUAUACGUGAUUAUGUACAUCUUGUGCGUUGUAGUUACUUUGAUACGAUUGAUCAUCCUGUUGGUUGUUUGUUUGCCGCCUCUACAUCUGAACCGGGUGGUGUUGAGGGAGUUAUGCGUGAGUUCCGUGAUCAACAACGAUUGCCUGUUGAAACCAGACGAGAUAUGCCUUGUAUGGAUGAUGAUCUACACAGUCAUUUUAUUCUUUUACAUGAUAUUACAGCAGGACCAUCAUUAGAGGAGAGAGAUCGUAUCUUUAAGGCUGUACAAUCACGGUAUGGAAAUACCAAUUGUUCACUUCUCUGUAUUAAUGCGGUGGUAAAUCCACAUGAGAUGAAGAAUAUGGAUCCAACGGUGUGGAUUGAGGCGAAUCCAUCCUCAUUGGAUGUUCCUUCAUGGUUAGCCAUGCGAACCGAACAACAACAACAACAACAACAACAAGGAGGAGGAAUAGUAAAUAAUGAUAAUAAUGAAAUUCUUCUGGCCAGUACGGUGCGUAGUGGUAGUAGUAGUAGUAACUCCACCACACCCUCCACCGCUGCGCUGCAGUUUCCACAAGUUCGUACAAUAUUUGGAACGUGGCCGAAUGGAGUUGCAAAGGUCACUGGAUGUCAUAUGAGUCCAGAGAAUAUGGAAGGGGUUCGGGAAGUCAUGUCUCAAUAUCUCUCUCAAUCUAUCUUUAAUUUUAUUGAACGUAAACUGCGAUAUCUCACAGUAACAGUAAAUGAAAGACGCAGUACAACUUUUAGUAAAGUAGCCGCCUGGUUUCGUAGUAAAGAAGAUGCUAAACCAAAGAGUGAAUGUUGGGUCGUUGGACGGGAUGGUGGUCCUACAAAAUAUCUCUCUGGAUCAUUAGAAAUGCAAAUGCGACGGGCUGGAGAUCUUUCAUUGGUACUUGCCGAUUACGAUUCCGCCAUUAGUUUCUAUCGAAUGUGUCGUAAUGAGGCUCUCGCUACUUUAAGUUCACGGGAAUUUAAUAAACCCAUUAUUGCCGCUUGUCAAGAAGCCCUUGGGGUGUGUGAUUUACUCUUGAGUCGUUUACCAUUACCCAGUCUCACACCGUGGAUCACAGGCGGAACAGCUUCUAAGAAUAGUGGAGAUUGUAGAUUAGAAAUUGCACAAAAUGAUUAUGUGGCUUGUAAAGUGCAAACUCAUGCCCUUCGUUUAUCUUUACUAUUAUAUGAAUAUUGUCGUACACGAACUCCACCAGCACUUGAUAGAGCCUCUGCAUCUCUUUUACAUGUUCAACGUCUUGGUUUAACGGCGAAUAAUAAACUUUAUUCUGGUGUUGUUCAUGAACUUCUUGCUUCUGCUGCACUCUUUCUUAAUCCACCUCAACCAGCUGGUUUAACCGUACCUGCUACAUUAUCUAAUAAUUAUCCCGUACGUUCUCAUAUUAGAGAAUUUGCACGACAUAUUAUGAUUGCAGGUGGGGCAUACUUGGAUGAAACUCUUUUUGAAAACUCCCUUGGUUGUCAUUUACGUGCUUUACGUGUAUUUAGUGGAGUUGGUCGUAAUGGAAGUUGGCAACUUAUUUAUGAACAUUUACAUACAACCCUUUCACAUUUAUAUCAUAAACUUGGAAAUCAUAUUCGUGGAAUGGCAAUGGCAGCUAUUGCUGUAUCUAUGGGAACUCCCAUGUAUAGUAAUCCACGUACAGGUUUAAAUAAUUUUGAAUCCUUUUGGGAUCGUCAACGUCAAGGUAUGCGUGAUUUAGGUUAUGCGCUUUCUCCACAUGUAGUUGUCCCAUGUGUGGUAUCUGGUUCUAUUCGUGUUAGUAUGAAUGGAUUUCACUGUGAUGAAAAAACACAGAUAGAAACAGAAAAUAUGAGUGAUGAACUUGUUGAAGUGGAAUGGCGUAAAAUGGAAGAAAAAUUACGUACACAUUAUGCAGGACAAACCAUAUCUUCUCCACGUCAUGGUAUAUGUUGGAGAGAAGAUCCAGCAAAGAUGAUACUUUCAUCUCAAUAUCAAGAAGAAGGUAGCAUACGACGGUAUGCUAUGCAUUUAGCAGAACCUUUGGAAAUAACAGUUUUAUUACGAAAUCCUAUUGGUGGUACUAUUAAAGCAGAAAAUCUUUGUUUAUUGUAUGUGGCUAAAAAGAAACCAGAACAAUUAUGGAAAAGUGCCUCAUCACAGACAGUAGAACUCGCCGCAGGUGCAAGCCAAACCGUUACGAUUGCCUUCUCACCAGGUGAAGAAGGGACAUAUCUUAUUAUUGGAUUUUCUUGGACUCUUAUGGGGUUAGAAGGAUACUAUUAUUUCGCCACAGAAGACUAUAAAUCAAGUGAGGUAGUUGAUCGUAAUAGUAGUAGUAGUAGUAGUGGUGGUGGUAAUAAUAAUAAUAAUAAUAAUAAUAAUAAUAAUAAUAAUAUUUCUCCCUUUGAGUAUGCUAUUAAUCAUCCAACGCCUAAUGUGAAUUCUACGGCUAAUUUAGAGGUUGAGGUGGGUCCACCACGGGCAUGGAUUACGGCAGAAUUUGAACCAGAAUUACCUUCCAUUAUGCGAGAUGGGGAAUAUUACCGAACCUCUCUUGUGUUAACAAAUGGAAGUUCACACCGUACGGCGCAGGGAAUAACACUACAGCGUAGUCCACAGAAUGCGCAUAUUCUCUGGUUUGAUACAUUUGGAUUCCAAUCGAAUAUGAAUGCUGACACGACAUUUGUAUUGAAUCAAACACUUGAACCAAAGAAGAGUCUAAAGCUAUCACUUACUCUACAAGCACAUCACAGUUAUGAUACCUCUUCUAGAUGUAAAAAUAAUAUAUUUUUCUUAUUUGGUUACAUUUCAGAAACUCCACAAGAUAAGAGAAUACCCAUUGCAGAGUCUCCUCUUGCACCAUCACCUUAUGUACGUUUACAUCGUUUCUUACGUCGUGUGGUGGUGAAACCAACACUUCUUCUUUCCGCUAUGGUAUUACCUCCUGCUAAUGCCAGUAUGGCAACAGCAGCGGUGAUUACGGCGAGUAAUGUUGCCGAUACCAGAGAUGCCCCGGUGCGGGUUUCACGUAUUUUGGCUAUUCAUCGUCCAUUAUGGCGUGUGACUCCUACAUAUAUUGGGAAUCUUUUGGAGGAGAAUGCACUGGAUUGUAUUUUAUCUCCUGGUGGGGCCUUGUCUCUCCCUCUCAGUGUUGUCGCUGUUCCAUCCAUAUCAAUAAACCAACAAAAACAAGAAGAAACGAAGGAUGGGGUAUUGGGUCCGAAUGGAUUAAUGGAAGAGGUUUGUAUUUCACUUCUCUCUGCCAUUCCAUUAUCAUCAUCGUCUUCGAAGUUUGAGGAAGUCGCGGCGAAUAUUGGUGAUGGUGUGACCAACUCAGAGAUGAAUACAUACUUUAUGCGGUGUAGUUUCCGUGGACCAGGAACAAUUGGAGAAUUACCAGCGUCUGAGGGUCUCGCCUUUUAUCUUGACAAGGCUAGUGGGGCGGGUAUUAAAACUAGUAGUACGACGGCUGUGGGUGAUGAACAUAAGAUUAGACAAGAAAGACAACAACAUCAACAACGAGAAGAAGGUGGACAGCAAAAACGUUCCUCAUUAAUGAGUAUUGUGGAUCCAUUAACACCUAUUUGUGUGGCAGUAGCGUGGAUGGUGGUGGAAAAUAACUGCACAUAUAGUGGACAACUUUUUCAUUUUAUUGAUCCAUUAGAGUUCCUACGCCCUGACGGAACUCCAGUGGCUGAGGCACAAGUACGAACACAAGAACAUUUAUGUGAUGCAUUAAUUGAAAAUAACUCUCUUCAUCCCCGUUAUGGGGCGGUAUUCUAUCAUAUUGAAGUGCCUCAUACAGUGGAAUCCACACCAGAACUUCCUGAUGCAGUGCUUAUUCCUGUUACGAUGCAUUGUCGAUCACUUGCAGCACAUCCUCUUCUUGUAACGGUAAAAGCAAAUGCACUUGGUGAAGAAAUUCAGGAAUCAUCAUGUGUCCCCAUCACAUUUGUAGGAAAGACAGGAUGUACAUUUCUACUGUUACCGUAUGAGACUUAUAUAAUUCAUUUCACCGCCUAUGCAUAUGGGCCUGGACUAGUGGAAUGUAAUGCGUUUCAGUUAACGGCCGUGGCAUUACAACGGCUGUCGGUGCGGGAUGGUACUCCGUGGCGCACGGGUAUGUCUCGUGGGUCAUUAUUAUCUGCAUUAGAAGAAAAAGGAAAAGGAAUGGGAUUUGCUUCUUCCUUACAGCAAAUGGCAGCCAUAACAACAACAAGUCAUUCCAAUACUACGCAUUCUAUUGUUAAUAAUAGUAUUAGUAGUAUUAUUCUCGGAGGAGGAGGAAGAAGAUGUAGUAAUAGUAGUUUUGGAGGUCAACUCGCAGAGGAUGUGGGAGUUUCCGUGAAUGAUGAUUUUCAUGUUUUAAUAUUAGGACAUGAAACAACAGCCACUACCCGUGCUGUUUUUACACACAGUUCACAAGAUCAUCUUCGCACUGCAGCUACGCGGGGGCAACAACAAUAUAAAGAAGAUGUGAAAUUGUAUGAAAAAGAGUAUAAACUCUUUGAGGAGCGUAGAAGUCUUCUCUGUAAUGCGGGAAAGAGUACUGCCCAUGGUGUAGAUCCUUCUUUAUUGGUUUACCGACCGCUAUCUCAGCAACUCACACGAGAUCCAUCAGAGAAAUCACACGAUUGUAGUCUUCUCUCUUCAGGUAAACAAACCAGAGAAUCAUCUCCGUUAUUGCGUAAAGGUGUAAAGUCAGUAACAGGGAAAAGAAGAACAAGUUCUUCUACGAAUUUUACUACCACUAAUACGACUACGAACACUAAUACUAAUAGUAAUACUAAUACUACUACUGCUGCUGAAGUAACUGCAUAUGGUUUUGAGGGGCGAGCUAUUAGGAUUGAUGAUGCGGCAGAAGCAGAGGAAGAUAUGGCUUUUUCCCCCUCACCCUCACGAACCGCAGAUUAA
Molecule: messenger RNA, 5433 nt
Organism: Trypanosoma theileri
Lineage: Eukaryota; Euglenozoa; Kinetoplastea; Trypanosomatida; Trypanosomatidae
Exons: 1
Coding region: 1-5433 (1810 amino acids)
Biological process (GO): protein localization to phagophore assembly site; endoplasmic reticulum to Golgi vesicle-mediated transport
Cellular component (GO): phagophore assembly site; TRAPPIII protein complex; cytoplasmic vesicle
Source: RefSeq, a predicted model, not a curated record